GGUAGAGAAGUCGGUGAACUUUAUGUAGAAUAUGUCUAAAAUGAAUUUAUCUCUCACCAAUUGGUUGAGAGAAUAGCACGUGAUUUGUUACUAUAUAAAUUAUUCGUCUUCAAUCGCAGUAAAUCGUUUGUCUGUGUGCAAUUUCUGUAAAAUAAAAUGCCAGCCACAAGAUCAAGAAUUAGUUCCGAACAUACCGAAUUAAUAAAUAAAAGGCUGAAAAAAGAAGAAGGAUUAGACGAACAAGACUUAUCUCCAGCGAAAAAAGAACCUGAAGUAACAGAAAGUAAAGAAAAAGAAGAAACUGAAACUGAAACUAAGGAAAAUGGAGAAUUAAAUCAUGGACAGAAAAGAAAGUCAAGUGAAGAUGAGAAAGAGAAAGAUGAUACAGAAAAUAUUCCAGAGAAGAAAUCUAAAACAGAAGAAUUAAAUGAAUCUGAAAAAGAAUCUGUUCCCCCUCUUGAAGCAACAGUAGAAUCUAGUGUUUAGUUAUUUUAUUUAUUAUAAUUUUCAUAUAUUUAUUGAUGUUUAUAUCAUCAUCAUAGACAUAUUAUUGUAUUCAUUAUUUUAAAUAAAUGGUUAUGUAUACAGAGGAAAAUGUAUUUAAUAAUUUUAUUAUAAAUGGUAUGUAUAAAAAAUAUAUUUUUAAGUAAGACAUUCUAAAAAAAAAUAAACAGUACAAAAUAAGCAAAAUGGUUAAUCAUGGGAAAAAUAUAUAUAUGUAGGAUAUUUAUUCAUUUGAACCUUCCUAAUCAGGACAUAAGUGCUAAAGUUCUGUAAUAUCAGAUACUAAUAAAUGAAUAGAAUGAGAAAGAAUAUGUUGAAUAAAUAGAAAAACUUUCCAAAUGAGUAGUUUUUGUUUCAACAAUGAAAAAUUGAUUAUAUACCGUAA
Molecule: messenger RNA, 889 nt
Organism: Centruroides sculpturatus (bark scorpion)
Lineage: Eukaryota; Metazoa; Arthropoda; Arachnida; Scorpiones; Buthidae
Product: protein pxr1-like
Exons: 4
Coding region: 157-486 (109 amino acids)
Source: RefSeq, a predicted model, not a curated record